Molecule: messenger RNA, 1009 nt
Organism: Postia placenta MAD-698-R-SB12
Lineage: Eukaryota; Fungi; Basidiomycota; Agaricomycetes; Polyporales; Adustoporiaceae
Exons: 5
Biological process (GO): actin filament organization
Molecular function (GO): actin filament binding
Source: RefSeq, a predicted model, not a curated record
GCACGGAGAUGCGAUUCAGAGUCUGGCGUUCAAUCCGUCGGGCAACCUCCUGGUAACGACGUGCAGGGACCGCAAGAUCCGCCUGUUCGACCCCAGAGCAAGCGCAGAGGCGGUGCGCACCACUGAGGGACAUGGCGGGAUCAAGGGUGCGCGCGUUGUGUGGAUGGGCGAGCGCGACAACAUUGCCACUACCGGGUUCAGUAAGAUGAGCGAUCGCCAGAUUGCGAUCUGGGAAACCGCUGGGUUGACCAAUGUAAAGAUGACGACAAUCGACCAGACGUCUGGCGUCCUUAUGCCCUUCUGGUCUGACAACAACAUUCUGUUCCUUGGUAUGCGCUAUGGUAAUAUCAGAUACUACGAGUACGAGAACGACCAGCUGUAUGGCCUUGCGGAGCACAAGUCGUCCGACCCGCAGCGCGGGAUGUGCUUCCUGCCCCGCCGCGCACUCAACGUUUCCGAGUGCGAAAUCGCACGUGCGUACAAGGUGGCCGGGUCCUCGAUCGAGGCCAUCGCGUUCAUCGUCCCCCGCAAGUCCGACUCCUUCCAGUCGGACAUCUACCCGCCCGCCCCGUCCGCGGAGCCCGCGCUGUCGGCAGGCGAGUUCUUUGGCGGCAAGGCCGCGCCGCCGAACCUCGUCAGCCUCGACACGGGCGCGAUCACGGCUGGGGCGCCGCCCUCCGCGGUGCCGACGCCCUCCGUCUCCUCGCCCACGCUCGCCAAGGCCGCGGCGCCCCGCAUCUCGAUCGACCCGACGCCGUCCCCCGCCGCCAAGCGGCCCGAGCCGAGCCCGAUGCCAAGCUCCCCGCUCGAGCCUCGGACGCCCGCUCGGGCGUACAGCGCCCCUGGAGCCGGAGCCGGAGACGACGCCGACGCGGCGGCGCUCAAGGACGAGAACGCGCGGCUGAACUCGGAGCUGCGCGAGGCGCGGGCACAGAUCCGGAACCUGGAGCUGCAGGUGGAGAGCAUCAAGGCGAACGCGCGCAAGGCGGCGGCGCUGCUCGACAGCUGA